CGGAUCUCCGUCACCUGAACCAUGGGGCCCUCUGCUGCCGCAACGCCGCCGCCGGAGUCUGCAGGCUCCUCCAUCAGAGCUGUAAACCUCUAUCAGAGACACGCGGUGAGAUGCAGGAAGCGUUUGAUGACAGUUGCGCAGAGGGGAGGAGUAUCAGGAACGUCCCGUCAGACCACUGUCACAUGAUCGAUUACGUCACAGCUGACUAGAGGGGAUGUGAAUUUACAGCACCCGAGUACGUGAUCUUAAUUUCUUGAAGCACGAGGAAGUGUUCGAGAGUCACCACUGGUCCGAACCGAGUCACUCACUCAUGCGAUCAUCAUCGCGAGCGGACAAUAUAAAUGGCGGGAGAGACAUUCACAUCGCUAAGGUUGUGUCGUCGUCAUCUGGCUCUGUUACGGAGAUGUACUCGCUUCACAAAUCCCCAAGUGCUCGACCAAAAGGCUUUCUCAUCAACGAGAGUUGUAAAGAGUCACAGGUUCUUUAGGAAGCUGUUGACUGGCCUGUCAGUGGGCGUUCCUCUCGUGGUUGGGGUGCGAUAUGUGGUCUCUGAGCCCAGAGAGAGGAGGAAGAUAAAGAUACUAGCAGAGGGAGUUGGGCGCUUCUGCAGGUCUCUGUAUGUUGGGCUCGUGAUAUCAGCAGAUUACUGGUGGACAUCCAACAUUGCUCUGCGUGGCAUGGAUGAGAGCAGUCCGGAGUAUGCAAAGAUCAUGUCAUCAUGUCAUCAGAGAGCAGCCAGUAGCAUGGUAGAAGGAGCCAUUCAGAAUGGAGGGCUGUAUAUUAAGCUGGGACAGGGCCUGUGUGCGUUCAACCAUCUUCUACCUCCAGAGUACACCCAUACACUGCAUGUGCUGGAGGACAAAGCUCUCAAUAGGAGAUACAAAGAGGUAGAUGCUUUAUUCCAGGAGGACUUCAACAUGACUCCAGAUCAGAUGUUCAGGACGUUUGAUCAUGAGCCUGUGGCUGCUGCAAGCUUGGCCCAAGUUCACAAAGCAGAGAUGCAUGAUGGGACACCUGUGGCUGUAAAGGUGCAAUAUAUUGAUCUCAGGGAUCGUUUUGAUGGUGAUAUCAGGACUCUGGAGAUUCUCCUGGAUAUGAUCAAAUUUAUGCACCCUAGCUUCGGCUUCCGCUGGGUCUUACAGGACUUGAAAGGAACGUUAGCACAAGAGCUGGAUUUUGAGAAUGAAGGCAGGAAUUCUGAACGCUGUGCAGUAGAGCUGAAACAUUUUAAGUUUGUUGUUGUGCCCAAGGUGUUCUGGGACCUGACCAGCAAGAGGGUUCUUACAGCAGAGUUCUGCGAAGGAUGCAAAAUCAGCAACAUUGAGGCGAUUCAGCGUCAAGGCUUGAGUCUGAAAGAUACAGCCGAUAAAUUCAUCCGCACAUUUGCAGAACAAGUCUUUUACACCGGCUUUAUUCAUGCUGACCCACAUCCGGGAAAUGUGCUGGUAAGAAGAGGUCCAGAUAAAAAAGCUGAGUUGGUUUUGCUGGAUCAUGGAUUGUAUGAAUAUCUUAGUAAAAGUGACAGAGCAGCUUUGUGUCAGCUGUGGCGAUCUAUAAUCCUGCGGGAUGAAGCCGGCAUGAAGAGAUAUGCAAAUGAGCUCGGUGUCAAAGAACACUUCUUGUUUUGCGAGAUGCUCCUGCAGCGGCCGAUCAACAUGUGGGAGUUGGGCCUGGGUAACAUCCUGACCCGAGAGGAGACGUUCUACAUGCGUGACAUGGCAAUGAAUCGCUUUGAUAGCAUCAUGCAGGUGUUGAAGUCUAUGCCGCGCCCCAUGCUGCUUGUGUUCAGAAACAUUAACACUGUGCGAUGUAUCAACAUCACUCUGGGAGCCCCAGUCGAUCGAUACUUUAUCAUGGCCAAGUGUGCAGUGAGAGGAUGGAGCAGAACGCAGGCCAGAGACACCAGGCUGCUGUCGAGACUGUCCGUCUUCCGCUGGGUCUGGUCCUUCUGGGAGAGCUUCAAGUUUGAAUUUGCUUUAAGGUCAGAGAUGGCACUUACGAGUGUCACUCGCUGUCUUCUUCAGCUGCUGUCAUACUGCGGUGUCAUCACACUGGACCAGGAUGUGUAUCAGUAUCUGAAAUGAACCGUCAGUGACCACAUACCUCAUUACGUAUCUUUCUUUCCAAUACUUCAGCACGUGUCUCACUGAAGGACAACUCUGAUAAACCUGGUUUAUUGAUACCCUUCAGACCACUAUAGCUUUACACAAGGUGCUCUUCUGUUUCAUAAUGUCUUUGUAUACUAUAUAUAUCCCAUGCUUGGACUGAUAGGGACCUCUCCCUAUCUCCCACCAUCCAUCUGUGCAAAGAUCAGGUGGCAAACUGCAUUACACAUAGAGCAGAUAUUUCUUCAGAAGACUUUUAUAGUGUGGUGUAUCAGAGAUGCUGUUGGAAUACAGUUCUUAUUUCAAUCAAGAAGCAGGGAGACCUACAUUAGUUGCUUGUGUAGUCCUUUUGUUUCAAACACUAGAAUAAUUAAUAAUAAUAAAACAAAUAUUUAAUGCUGGCAAAAAAAGAUCAAAGUAAACAGUGUAAACCAAAUGAUUUUUUUAGAAGAAACACAAGCAUCAUAAAGGUAAAUGGUUUCGCUUAAGACCUUUUACUUUGAGUUUAGCAAUUUCAGUAAACAAACUACAUUCAUGUCACAAAGAUUUAUUCAAAGAAUUGUGCCGUUUUAGAUUGUAUUUAUAUGUAUUCCAGUGCAGUAGCUUGUUUGAAAUGAUGAAUAUGCAAUUGAGGUAUAGCAGUAAGGUUAAGCGUUGAAUUUGUGAAAGUUUGUGUUGUGAAAUUCAGGAGCAUUUUCAAAAUUGGGAGCGUAAUCUCCAAUAAGAUAUUUUCAAUAUAAACCAUUUAUAAGUGUUAUUGUUUUCUUUGUUAAAUGUACAUUUUCCAGAAUCGCACAGAAAUCACUGAUGCUCUCAUGUUACCUGGAGGUUUUAAUACAGUUUUAAUCGAAUCAAUUUCAUAACGAUUAUUCAAAUAAGGUUUAUAAUAAGGUUCAAUUUGUUAACUAAAUUCAUUAACAUGAUUAACA
Messenger RNA from Xyrauchen texanus (razorback sucker), 3034 nucleotides. It is a transcript of the gene adck5, whose product is annotated as aarF domain containing kinase 5. The transcript is spliced from 16 exons. The record is from RefSeq and is a predicted model, not a curated record. Lineage: Eukaryota; Metazoa; Chordata; Actinopteri; Cypriniformes; Catostomidae. Bases 342 to 2084 code for a protein of 580 amino acids.